AUGUCCGUGGCAGACUUGAUCGAAGCAUACGCUCUAGGUGAUAUGCUGAUGGACGUUGAUUUCAAGGACGCAGUGACAGAUGCCAUGAUUGCUGGCAGCUUGACACCCGACAACGAGGUAUACUAUGUUCCGGCUACCAGCGACAGAAUCAAGCUGUAUGACAAAACAGCACCAGGCGCGAAGAUUCGCCAAGCACUUGUCCAUCUCAUGGCCACGAAAGGUGCCACCCGCCUGGUCGAAGAGCAAGAUCACCCGGCCUUCUUGGUUGACGUUGCAAAAAAGCUAGGGGAGGAGCUAAAGGGAGGGAAAGACGAAAGCGUCCUAGUCGCCACGGCCAAGUGCAAAUAUCACGAGCACAAGGAAGGUGACGAGAAUUGCUACCGCACCAAAUACGCCAAGGCCACAUUUCUGGGUUAG
Messenger RNA from Pseudocercospora fijiensis CIRAD86, 417 nucleotides. RefSeq lists its product as uncharacterized. Lineage: Eukaryota; Fungi; Ascomycota; Dothideomycetes; Mycosphaerellales; Mycosphaerellaceae. The record is from RefSeq and is a predicted model, not a curated record. The transcript has a single exon. Bases 1 to 417 code for a protein of 138 amino acids.